Penicillium waksmanii is the source of this 888-nucleotide messenger RNA. RefSeq lists its product as uncharacterized. The transcript has 3 exons. Bases 1 to 888 code for a protein of 295 amino acids. Lineage: Eukaryota; Fungi; Ascomycota; Eurotiomycetes; Eurotiales; Aspergillaceae. The record is from RefSeq and is a predicted model, not a curated record.
AUGGAUACCCCCCAGGUACAACUUCCGGGCCCCGAAAACCCAGGCACGCAGAAUGCGGCCAACAACUCCAACUCCAACUCCAACGAGGUUGAGAUGACCGAUAGCCACAAUGCUGCAAAUCAGAUCGAGGAGACCCAAGCCGCUGAAGAUAAUACCCUGCCUGAUGCGCAAGCCGAACCUGAGCCUGAGGCCCCAACCCCCGCAAAGAAGAAUGCGGGUUUCAAUUUCCUGGACUUCCUGAAAUCUCCAAUCGUCGAAAUCGCCAUCGGCGAAGGUGUCAACCAGACCAUUCUCACAGCGCAUCAAACACUCCUCAUUGAAUCACCCUUACUUUCCGAAUUCGUGAAUAAAUUCGAAGCAUCAGGCCCGCGCCGCAUCGCCCUUCCCGCAGAAAACGUCGAUGCCUUCAGCUGUUUCCUUGAAUUCCAAUACACCCACGACUACACGGUAACUCAGCGCUCGAUCCCGGCCGAAUCUUCAGAAAUCAAAACCAGCGAUAACACCGGCGAACAACUUCUCCGCCACGCGCGUGUCUACACCCUAGCAGAGAAACUGGGCAUGCCUUCCCUGAAGCGUCUUGCUCACACAAAGAUCCACCAAGUCAACGGCACCCCCAGUGGCGAACUUGCAUACGCCCGUUACGUCUACACCAACACACCCGAAGACGACACUACGAUUCGAAAGCCCGUUGCUUCGUACUGGGCUGGUCGUAGCCAUACCAUGCGCCACGCAAUUGAAGACGAGUGGAAGAAGAUCUGUCUUGAUAUUCCUGAAUUUAGCUUCGAUGUUUUGACUAUGGUUCUUAAUAAGAAGGAGAAGGCUAACAAUGCCGAGGCAGAGGGGACGCCGAGGGGACGGGGUCCUAAGCGACUCCGCAGUGAGAAGUAA